AAUAAUCUUUUUUUAUACAAUACACAUUAUAAUUCUAUAUAAAUAAUCCAAAUGUUUGCGAUAAUUUACCAAAUUAGCACCCAGCCAUAGAGGAAAGUGCGCGUUAAAUACGAUAAGAUAUACGAGAGUAGUGCGUCUGUGCGCAAUCGGCGCAAAUCAAAAUGGAUUUGCUAAACUCCAUAUUAAACUCAAUGGAUGCGCCGCCAGCGACAAACGAACAGCAGAAGACGCUGAUCAAAAAGCAGCGGGAGAUGAUGGAGCGCAUGCAGAACAAGCAGAAGGAAGAGCUGCUGCGCUUCCGCAAGUAUGUUGAGGAGAGGAUGGGUCGCUUUGCCAAGGACGAUCGCACAUGCAUCGAGUUCCAGCCGCUUGACAAGGUGCAUCGCUCCGUCAUUCAUGAGAUAGCGGAGAAUGGCGGCUUCAUAGCGAUGAGCUUUGGCCGCGAGGACGAGGACCGCCACACGGUCGUCUACAAAAAGGAGCACCCACCCAGUGAGGACGAGAUUACAGCACGCCGCAACGGCGACGGCUGGAGCAAGGACAUAGCCAAAGAGUACUCCGAACGCCGGCAAGAGCGCCUUGCCCAGGAGCAAUCGCAAUCCACCACAGCCACCGAGUCGGACUGUAGCGCCUCAUGUAGCAGCACAGAUCCAGCCCAUGCCGCUGAGGUGAAACCGACCAGCAAUUACAAAGCAAAAUAUGCUCACCUCAUCGGCGAAUCGGCGGCUCUGCAAGCGGCGCGUAAAACGGAAACAAAUCAGAGCUACGGCUUUGUGCCCAGUAAGAACAAGAAGGAUAUGCGAUCCAUCGAGCAGACUCUGGCAGACAUACAGGCCAAGAAGCGCUUGAAACUACAACAGCAGCAACAGGAACAAGAGCAGGAGCAGGAACAGGAGCAUGAAGAGCAAUAAACAAAUGGAUCUGUUGUGUGAAAAAUAGUUAUAGGAUAUAUAUAUAUAUAUUAUGUAUGUGUGUACGAAUGUUUUGUUAUAAUCAAAGUUAAUCAAUGCGAGGCGAGGCGGGUCGAUGAAGGCAGACACGUUACUUCCAAAUGUUGACCAUACACAGACUGUAUGUAUCUGAAAGCAAUUUAAAUUGUAAGCCAGUUAAAAAUUGAGAGCAUUAAUUAGCUGCCAGUGGUUUAAAUCGAGUUAUAUCAACAAUCAACAAGCAGUGUCCAAUUAGCAAUUUCUAUUUAUAUAAUAAAAACAAAAAUCUUAGUCAAUAGC
Drosophila grimshawi is the source of this 1229-nucleotide messenger RNA. RefSeq names its product sperm-associated antigen 7. The transcript has a single exon. The record is from RefSeq and is a predicted model, not a curated record. Bases 162 to 911 code for a protein of 249 amino acids. Gene Ontology annotation, molecular function: nucleic acid binding. Lineage: Eukaryota; Metazoa; Arthropoda; Insecta; Diptera; Drosophilidae.